Molecule: messenger RNA, 1813 nt
Organism: Branchiostoma floridae (Florida lancelet)
Lineage: Eukaryota; Metazoa; Chordata; Leptocardii; Amphioxiformes; Branchiostomatidae
Product: beta-1,3-glucan-binding protein-like
Exons: 14
Coding region: 1-1608 (535 amino acids)
Biological process (GO): carbohydrate metabolic process
Molecular function (GO): hydrolase activity, hydrolyzing O-glycosyl compounds
Source: RefSeq, a predicted model, not a curated record
AUGAAGCGAGGGACCUAUCUUGGCUGUUACAUCGACAACCCAGAUGACCGAGACUUCCCCCAUGUGACCACCAUGACUUACACCAACGGUUACACCACCUGCAGUCAGUACUGCGCAUCACUGGGGUACAGCUACAUCGGACUGCAGUACGCCAUCGAGUGCUUCUGUGGCCACACCUACGGUAAGCACGGCCGAGCCCCGGAGUCUGACUGUUACUACGGCUGUUCUGGUGGAACCGGUGGCAAGUGUGGCGGGGACUACAGGAACACUGUCUGGGACAUCGGUGAUGUCGGUGGAAGUACUGGUGGUACCGGAACAAGCGACAACUUGGAGCUGGUGUUUGAGGACACCUUCGACACCCUGGACACGACCAAGUGGAGGCCAGAGGUCACCGCAGGGGGUGGUGGGAAUGAGGAGUUCCAGUAUUACAUGGGGCAUCCUGACAACCUGUACGUACAGAACGGAAACCUCUACCUCAAACCGACCCUGGCUUCGGAACACUACGGAGAGAACUUCAUGACUUCUGGUUACAUCGACUUUUGGCACGGUUACAACUACGUCGGAUGUUUCAACGACGGCGGAGACCAGGACCUGACGAACAGUCUACUGACAGCUGGCGACAUGAACCCUGGGAAAUGUGUGACGCACUGCGCUAACGGAGGUUACGAGUACUUCGGGCUGAAGGGGACAGAAUGUCGCUGUGGGAACAGCUUCGGAAGGUUUGGUGCCGGCCACGGGUGUCACAUAUCCUGCCCGGGCGAUAGCGGGAAGGAAUGUGGCGGAAAUGGUGUCACUUCCGUUUACGGACAAACGUACGGUGACUGCACCUCGGACUUCCCCCAGGGCCGGGCAUGUUUCCUACAGGGUUCCAACAACGCCCCCCUCCCACCCAUCCAGUCCGCCAGGGUCACCACUGUGGAGAGUUUCGCCUUCAAGUACGGAAAGGUCGAGGUCUGGGCUAAGUUGCCGACUGGAGACUGGAUUUGGCCCGCAAUCUGGCUGCUUCCAAGAGAUAACGUAUACGGUGGUUGGCCAGCAUCCGGUGAAAUCGACAUCAUGGAAUCCAGGGGAAACCGGAACCUGUACGGAUCCUGGGGUGGAUCCAUCGGAGUUGACGAUAUGGGGUCAACCCUGCACUGGGGACCAAGAUGGCCAUACAAUGGCUUCCAGCAGACAACCGCAUCGAAGCACACCAGCUCCGGUACUUAUGGGACUGACUUCCACAAGUGGGUGCUGACUUGGACCGACACCUAUCUCAAGGUUGAGGUUGAUGAUCAAGAGGUGUUGCUGGUCUCUCCUCCCACCAACUUCUGGGACAUGGGCAACUUCGGUCUGCCGGCGUACGAGAACCCGUGGGCUGGAGGCGGCAAGAUGACGCCAUUCGACCGAGAGUUCUAUCUGAUCUUCAACGUUGCUGUCGGCGGCACCAACUACUACUUCCCUGACGACGCCACCAACCAGCCGUACCCGAAACCCUGGAGCAACAACAACUCCCGUGAGGGCGCCAUGAGGGACUUCUGGAACGCCAAGAACCAGUGGUACCCCACCUGGAACGGCGAUGACGUCGCCAUGCAGAUCCAGUCCAUCAAAGUCUGGCGAUUCGUCUAAGUCUCACGAGAUUUCGCGUACUCUCGUGAGAUUACACGAGAUCUGUAUUCUCUCGCGUGACUUUGCCAAGAAGGGUCAUUUUAGCAUUAAAUCGUACACAUUAUAAUUUCUAAUUAUACUCUGAUACUCUGUCUCAGAGUAAUAGAAAUAACUUGCUUAAAUCAGUGCUAUGAAAAACAAAAUAAAGAGAAUUUAAUCCACACAA